AUGAAUUAAGAAGAUGAUGAAAAAUUUGUAAUCAAAACCUUUAAUAUAUUUAGUUUAUUGACACUGUUCAAACAUAAUAACUUGAAAUUGAGAGUUUAAAAAAGUAGAUAAGAUUACAAGAAUUUCAAUCCAAAUAACAACAUCUAGAAGUAAACUCUUAAGACUAUCAAAGUUAAUAAAUUCCCUUGACUAAUUAAAGAAAAGAAAUGAAGAAUUGGAUAUUGAAUUAAACAAUUAGAUUGAAUUAACUCAUGAAACUAAAUUAUAGAAAUUUGCCCUAUAAAUGUAAGAGCAAUUAGCAAAAGCAGAAGAAUAAAUACUCAUUUAUUAAGAGAAUGAAGUAAAUAUUUAAUGAACCACUUUUUAGAUCAAAUUACUUAAAGAUAUUUAGUAACUUUAAGCAAAAUUAGAAUCUGAUAAGAUUACUGAUUUAAAACAUUAAUUAGUAAAAAUGGAAGAGACUGCAAUUGCUUUAAUUGUUGAAAAAGAAUUUAUAAUAUCUGAAUAAGCCAAAGAAAUUGAGUUAUUGAAAUAAAAUGAGAAAAUUUAUAAUUCAUAAACUUAGAAUAGUAAUAAUACUCAAAUUUAAAUAUAUGAUUUUCAAGAAUUAGAAAACAAAAUUUAAGAAUAUUAAUAAAAACUAGAACAUUAAUAAUCUCUUCAUGAAGAAUAAUUAUAUAAUUUAGAAAGAACAAUUACAAAUAAUAUUUUUGAAUCUUUGGAACAUGAAAUGGAUUAAAAAAAAUUAGUUGAAUAAGAUUUAUUACAUUAAAUUAGCAUUUUGGAAGAAAAAAACAAAUAUUAUGAAAAAAUAAUAAAUGAACAAGAAAGAAAACUUAAUUCUUUAAAAGAAGAAAAGAACUAAGAAUAAAUAAUCUAUGAUAAAAGGUAUUAGGAAAUUUGUGAACGAUUAAGAAAUGCUUUACAGUAAAUAAUUAAAAGUGAUAAGAAAUGUGAAGAUGCUUAUAAACAAUUUUCAUUAUUAUAAAGAGAGAAACAAAAUAUGACAAAACAGAAAGAAGAACUUAUUCGAAAAUAAGUUUAUUUGGAUAAUCAGAAUAGAAAAAAUACAUAAGCAAUUUAAGAAUACAAAGAAUUAACUGAAACUUUAUAAUAGUAAGUUAAUGAAUAGGACUAAUUAAUUUAAGAAUAAAAUGAAUAAUUAUAAAAAUUAGCUUAACAUUAUGAAUAACAACUAAAAAUUGCUAUUUAAUCAAAUUCAUAAAAAUUUGAAUUUAAUGAUCAUGAAAUAACAUAAAACUAAAAUGCUUUAUUAAGUGAUUUACUUAAAGAUAGUUAAAUGAGUUAACAUCCUGAAAAUACUCAUAUUGAUUCUCCUAUUCAUUCUAUUUCUCAAACACCUACUUCUCAUUUAUCAGAUUCUUAUUGUUCUUUCCAAACUAAAAAUAGUUCUAGAAGAAGAGUAGGACCUAAUUGUAAAUAUGAAAAUAUUAAAGAUGCAUUGCUUGAUGCUAAACAUAUUAUUAAGUAAAUAUUAAUCUAUAUUUGAGAAUAUAAAAUUUAGAAAUUUCAAAUUUAGAAUAAACAGUUGAAAUUUUAUAGAAAGAAUUAAAAUCUUAACUUUUAGAAAUACAUAAUCUAAGAAAAACUAAAUUAGAUUUUAAAUUAGAUAAGGAAAAUAAAUUAGAAAUAGAAAAAUUGAAAAUGUGUUUAAAUACAAUGGAAACGCAUUAUUUAACUACUAAAUUGAGUUUAGCUGAAGAAGUUAAUUUUUUAAAAGAUGAACUUAAAAGAGCAGAAUCUGAAGCAAUUAAAUCAAAAAUGUAAUUAACUUAACUAAAUUCUGAAUUCUGCAUAAUUCAAUAAAAAUAUUAAAAAUUAGAUAAAUAACAUUAAUAAAGUCUCACAACAAGAUAAGCUAUAAAUAUAGAUGAUAAAAGUCCUGUUAAAAGUAGGAAGAGCAUAUUUUCUAUCUUUGGUUGA
This is a messenger RNA of Paramecium sonneborni, 1944 nucleotides long. The record is from the annotation of a GenBank genome assembly. Lineage: Eukaryota; Ciliophora; Oligohymenophorea; Peniculida; Parameciidae.